UGAGGCGAUGGCCGGCUGCGCGGGUCCCGCUCGGCACGCUCCCCGCCCUCCCUCCGUCCUGUCGGACCCGGGUCCCGCCGGGCACGGCGGUGGUAGGGGCCGGCCGAGGCGCGGAGGGCUCGGGGAUCUGCGCUGGGCAGCGGCGCCGCUCGGGUCCUCUCCGGCUGCCCGAUAAGCAGCGGGAGUAACGCGGCUGCUGGGUGAGUGUGAGUCCCGCGAAGGCCUGCGCGGCUUCAUGUAAGCUCUCCUGAUGUAUACAGGCGGUUCAGGGUAUUGAAAACCUGCCUUGUGAGCUGCAAAGGAACUUCCAGCUGAUGCGGGAGUUGGAUCAGAGAACAGAAGAUAAGAAAGCAGAAAUUGACAGUCUUGCAGCAGAAUACAUUGAAUUGGUGAAGAGCAUGUUACCUGAGGAACGAGUGGAACACCUGAAGAAAAUCCAGAGUGCCUACAGCAAAUGUAAAGAGUACAGCGAUGAUAAAGUCCAGCUGGCUAUGCAGACGUACGAGAUGGUGGAUAAGCAUAUCCGCCGGCUGGAUGCAGACUUGGCACGGUUUGAAGCAGAUCUGAAAGAUAAACUGGAAGGCAGUGACUUUGAAAACCCUGGCUCUCGAAGCCUGAAAAAGGGACGAAGUCAGAAAGACAAAAGAGGCUCUCGCGGUCGAGGCAGGCGAACAUCUGAAGAAGAUACACCAAAGAAAAAGAAACUCAAAGGAGGAUCUGAGUUUGCUGAUACCAUCCUGUCGGUGCAUCCCUCAGAUGUCCUAGACAUGCCAGUGGACCCCAAUGAACCUACCUACUGCUUGUGUCACCAGGUGUCCUAUGGAGAAAUGAUUGGCUGUGACAACCAGGAUUGCCCAAUUGAAUGGUUCCACUUUGCUUGUGUGGACCUCACCACCAAACCAAAAGGGAAAUGGUUUUGUCCUCGUUGUGUUCAGGAAAGAAAGAAAAAGAAGUAAGGAGUAGAGGGGAAUACAUCCUCUGAGGCAAGAAGAAUUUAAUAUAUUCCUUCAUUCAUGUUGCAAUAUUACCUUUGAUUUUUUUUUUUUUUUUUUUUUUUUUUAACCUACCCUUCUCCUUUUUCUGGUAUGUUAUUUAAUUGUCCAGCGGCCAGUUGUAAUUCCUGUUCUUUCACGAGAAAAUGACUUUGGGAGGGAGUCCCAAAUCCCUUUGCCACAGGGAUUUUAUUUAUGUUACACUUGCACAGCACUGAAAUUGGUGUUACUCUGAAGUGCUAGGGCACUCAGGAGCUGUAGUCUCUGCUACUUUAUAGGAGUCUGUGAAACCACGUAAGGCAUUGCAGGAGAAUGAACUACCUGUAUCUUCAGCAUGGUGCAUUGCCAUCGUGGAAAUAGUUUAGGCCUGGAGCUUGGCGUGGCAGAGAAAAAGGAAUUUUCUCUGAUGUAGCCUGCAUGAAAGAAGUAGGCUCUGUUGUUUAGGUGUGAAAUCGAUUUGUUCUGCAGCUUUGUAGUACAGAACGGAACAGGAAAGCUGGUUAACUGUUCCCAGUGUCCAUUUCCUCAAAGCCAAGUACUGUGCUUAGUUUUGACAGGGGAGGGAUGGGAGAGAGGUAUGGUCGUAUCUUCUCUUUUGGGGAAUUUCUUCUGUCUACCUUUGCACUGCCUUUAUUUUACUUCAUCUUGCCCCCAUUCACAUGAACCUUAACAGAAGCAGACCAUUUGACUUUUCACCUCCUUGUAGAAAAGGUUUGGGAGAAAACCUUUAAAUAGCAAAGGAAUUGUCCUGCAGUGUUUCUUAGUGACAGUAAUAUUGAGAGAGGGCACUAUCUUUCCUGGCUGUUUCCAUUUCUCUGAAGAUCCUUUAAGUACAUUACUGUGAAGAUAAAACCUACAGUAUUCUUGUAGAGAUAGAAGGUCGGGUUUGUUCAUAAAAUAGGAUGAAGGCCUGAUUUUUGUUACUUGUGUUUGCCUGUGUUGCACCUGGGUAAAUCAGGAAAAUAAGCCUUAGGGGAAGGCUCUGUAAAGAGGAUGUGUGUAUGUUCCCCUGAUGGUGUGGCAAAGCUGAAAGGUGGCCAUGUGGUAGCAUGGUGGGGGGUUUUGAAUUGCAUUUGGGAUGAAGCACUGCUAUUGAAGAAGGCUAUUCAGCAGGAAUGCUUUAAAAUGACUUCUUGUCUUUUUUUGGGGGGGGGGUGGUGGUGCACAUUUGCAUGUUCUUGACUUCUUUAAGCUGCCUUUCAGAUUAUGAAUGUGAAUCCUUGCUGUCAUCACAGUGUCAGUUGCUGCAGCGGAAGGAAGAGAAGGAAAUUGGGUGUAGGAAAACAAAAGUCUUUCUGUCUUUUUCCUUCCUCUGAGUUAUAGUGCAUGCAGAAGUUGAGGGAAGAGCAGAGACAACUCUUGUCUUCAUAUAUAUCCCGUGUAUUAUGGGGCUUACCUGCCCGCAAUAAAAGAUAUUGUAGGGAAAGGUGGUUCUGCUGGUGGAGGGGAAAAAAAAAAUAAAAGCCUCAAACCAAAAACCCCUGCAGCAGGAGGCACCAGGGUUCAUGAACUUUGCUGGCUGUGAUCCCUGAUGUGUGUUAAUGGCAGCUCUGUGCAGGGCUGUGUACUACUUUGCAUACCAUUGUGCAGGAGCUCUUGGUAUAGACUGCUGGAAAGGCAUUAAGAAACUUCCAGAUAAGCUUUUUUUGCUGCUGUAAAAACAAUCUGAAUAAACAGUACGGAAGGAAAAAAAAAAAAAAAACCCAA
Messenger RNA from Aquila chrysaetos chrysaetos, 2699 nucleotides. RefSeq names its product inhibitor of growth family member 5 (gene ING5). The transcript is spliced from 8 exons. Lineage: Eukaryota; Metazoa; Chordata; Aves; Accipitriformes; Accipitridae. Bases 315 to 956 code for a protein of 213 amino acids. Gene Ontology annotation, cellular component: nucleus. Gene Ontology annotation, molecular function: chromatin binding. Gene Ontology annotation, biological process: positive regulation of DNA-templated transcription; positive regulation of apoptotic signaling pathway. The record is from RefSeq and is a predicted model, not a curated record.